Molecule: messenger RNA, 750 nt
Organism: Alternaria triticimaculans
Lineage: Eukaryota; Fungi; Ascomycota; Dothideomycetes; Pleosporales; Pleosporaceae
Exons: 3
Coding region: 1-750 (249 amino acids)
Source: RefSeq, a predicted model, not a curated record
AUGGCAUCAAAAUCCCCCCUCAUCACCAUAAUCGCCGGCGUCGGCCCCGGAACCGGCGCCUCCGUCGCCCGCAAAUUCAGCCAAACCUACCCCGUCGUGCUCCUCGCCCGCACCCCCGAAUCCUUCUCUUCUCUCGCCUCUGAAAUAAACGCCGCCGGCGGCCGCGCCCUCGGCAUCGCCACGGAUGUAUCCUCUUCUUCCAGCCUGUCUUCCGCCCUCUCCAAGAUAAAGAGUGAGUUUGGGGAUGAUGUCGCAGCCGCAGCAGCGAUUUUCAAUGCUUCCGGCGCGUUUAUGCGGAAGCCGUUUUUGGAGAUUCCGGUGGAGACGUUUGAGAAGGGGUUGGGGGUUAGUGGGAUGGGGGGUGUGUUGUUUUCGCAGAUGGUCUUGCCGUUGUUGUUGAAGGGGGUGGAGAGGGGGAGUGAACAUCCGCCUAGUUUGAUUUUUACGGGGGCGACGGCGAGUGUGAAGAGUAAUGCGCAGAUGGCGAGUUUCUCGACGGGGAAGUGGGCGUUGAGGGCGUUGAGUCAGAGUUUGGCGAAGGAGUUUGGACCGCAGGGUGUUCACGUCGCUCAUGCAAUUAUUGAUGGGGUUAUUGAUAUUCCGAGGACGAAGGAGUGGUUGAAGGAUAUGCCUAAGGAGGCGAAGCUGAGCGCUGAUGCUAUUGCGAACGACUAUUGGUGGCUGCACACUCAGCCUAAGACGAACUUCACGUGGGAGAUUGAUCUUAGGCCGGCGGUUGAGAAGUGGUAG